Molecule: messenger RNA, 4895 nt
Organism: Schistocerca serialis cubense
Lineage: Eukaryota; Metazoa; Arthropoda; Insecta; Orthoptera; Acrididae
Gene: Acf
Product: bromodomain adjacent to zinc finger domain protein 1A
Exons: 27
Coding region: 303-4736 (1477 amino acids)
Biological process (GO): chromatin remodeling
Molecular function (GO): protein binding
Source: RefSeq, a predicted model, not a curated record
UAUUUAUUCCAUGUACCAAUCGCGGUUUUCGGAAGUGUGUAAAGUGCAAUCACCUUACUAAAUAUGUUUUGAUCAAAUAAUUAUACAUCAUCAUUGGUAAAUGGAAACAGAUUAGUGUAUUUUAUUCUUUAAUGCAGGUUAUUGUUGCUCCUGGAGCCUUCAUUACGUACCCUAGGCAGUGUAGCUGUUGUUACAGAACCUGAUGGCAAACCAGCAUUACAGAUUAAUGAUAACGUAUUAAACAGUGUUCUAUACGUGUGAUUACACUAGAAACAGCAAAUACGUGUUAGUCAUUGUGUAAAAUGCCCUAUCUUCACAAAGAACCGUUUAGAAGAGUGAAACCACCAAAAGAUUUGCGGGACGAAGAUGAAGUGUUUUAUUGCGAGAUGACUAACGAAGUGUUCCGGAAUUACGAUGAUUUCUGUGAACGCAUCAUACAGUGCAAUUCCCUAGUAUGGUCAUGCGGUCUAUCGGGAAAACCAGAUUUAACAUUUCAGGAAGCGUUGAACAGCGAAAGAGAAGCAAGAAAAGCUCUGAAGGAAUUUCCUGUUGAGCUCAAAGUACCAGUGUUGUAUUUAGCAUCAUUGACGCAGCGAUCAUCCCAGAAAGAAAUGAUGGAAGAUGUUUACUCAUAUAUAAAAGACAGAUACUUCGUCGGGGAAGUGGUGGAGGUGUUGUUUGGUGAAAAUAAGUGGGUUGACUGUCACAUUCUGCAAGUACGUGCUCCAACAGAAGAGGAGAUGCAGAAAGAGAAACCAAUAAACAACCCAGAUAGCAGGUGUUUUGAACCACCAGCUCAUUUGUAUCAAUAUGAAGUGGAAAGAGUAGAUACCUGUGAUGAGGAUGUUUGUGAAGUUCAUCAUGUUAUAGCAAAUCAUGUUAGGAGGAGGAAGGGAUUGUAUACUAGAGAAAAAAACAAACUUUUUCUUCGUCAGUAUACAGAACAGAACAGUGCCGGUGCAUGGGUAGUUUCGGCUGCUGCUGUACAGAAAUUUGGUUUAUUUAGAGUGAAAUUCCAUAGUAUUUUUGAUGGACCGCCACCAGCAUUCCAGAUAUCGAGGAGAGUAAAGAAAAACAUGUUAAGUCCAAUAAAAAAUCAUAUUAAAAAGCAAGACCCAUUUGUAAAGAAAGAAAAGAGACAAGAAAAUAUACAAAAGUAUUUGACAUCACAUUCAAAAGUGGAGAAGUCUCCGAAGAAACAGAUGCCCAUCCAGUCUGCAGAUGCAGAUCAGUUUUCACCUGUGAAAAAAUCCCCAAAGAAGUUGAUAGAACCAAUUCACAGGUCUCCAAAUCACCAGAUGGCUAAGAAGGUGAAGGAUAAAUAUAGGAGUGUUGGAAACAUGAGAAACAAUAAAUUGUUCGACAAACAUAGGAUGAAGAGGAAUCUUAAAUAUUCACAGUCGAGAUUAAACGAGGAAAGACGACCAAAGCUUAAGGAGAAGACUCUGGAAGAAAAACAAAGGCAACUAGAAGAAAGAAUGAAAAUAAAAGAAAAGAGGAAAGAAGAUAAAUUACACUUUGAGAAAUUCGUGAAGGAGUGGAAUCGUCGUCGAGAGGAUUUGGAGUUAGAAGAUCUGAAGGUUAUGCCAUCACCUAUAGAAGUAAACUGUUGUAUACCACACGAAAAUUUUGGAGACUUUCUUACUGUACUAGAGUUUUUCCAUUCAUUUGGACAAGUCAUAGCAACAAAAAAUUUCUUCCCUUAUGGUGUGACAUUUGAAUUGCUGGAAAGAGCACUAACAGAGCAAGAAGUAGCUGGUCCACUGAGUGAUAUUUUCCAGUUACUUCUGUCAACACUGUUUGAUAUGCAGGAAGAGGAAGAUGAUGAAAUUUUAGCUACAGAUACUCCAACCACAGCUGAAUUAGACAUUGAUGAACAUGGUGAUGUAACUGCUGGUGAGGCUGUGAAACUAGCUACGGUGGCAGCUGGCUGGAGUCAGCUUUAUCAAGGAGUGCCAUUGUCCAAACUUACUUUAGAUGCUGUUACCCUCACAGAAGUGUUACGUUUGCACUUACUGUCUUCGGGAGGGCGUUCUGCUGAGACUAGCACAAAGUGGAGGUAUCAGCAACGUGGAGGGUAUACCAGCUUUGAUGAUCCUGGACUUUGCUUGAGAAUCAAUCAUCCGCACAUACUUCGUGCUUUGAGUGUCACCAGUGUUUGUGAAUUGUCAAUAGGUGAUAAGCUCAUUAUCCUUACUUGCCUCAUAAAUCAGAUACUCACAUACACUCGUUUGCGGGAUGUUAUUGAUGAAAGAGGUGAAAAAAUGCGACAAGCCAAAGCUGAAUUGCGCAGUCAUCAGUUGGCCGAUAUGAAGAAGGAAAAGGAAGCACAAGCACUUAGAAUAAAAGAAAAGAAAGCAGCUCGCAUGAAACUCAAAGGCCUCCAACCUAUAGAUGAUGACAUUGUUGAUACUCGAACUCCUGAAGAAAAGGAACAACAAAAGAUAAAAGCUGAGAAGGAAGUGGCAAGGAGAAAAUUAGAGGCUGAGAAGAAAGCGAAAAAUCUGUACGCUGCUGCUAUUAUCUAUCAGGUGCUACCCCUCGGCACCGAUAGAGCUCAUCGUCGCUUCUGGGCAUUUGCAUCGUUGCCAGGUCUGUUUGUGGAGCAGGAUUCAAGUGCUGCUGGAUCCUGCCUGCCAUAUCCAACCCCAUACAAUGCUAAUCUAGCAUCUCAAACUGAUGACUCCAUUUCUUAUGUGCGCAAACUUUUUGAACAGGAGCGAAAUAGUGGUAGUGACAAGGAGAAUGUCCUGUCAGCACGCAUCUCAGCUCCAGGCAGCCCCAGUAAGAAGCUACUACUGGAGAAGAAUGGACCAUUAACAGCUCGACGUGAUUCAAAAAGCAGCGUUGAAGAUGACGGUGGAAGAUUAUCCUCACAGUUGUUAGUGUGUACUGCUAGUAGUACAUGUCCUGUACAUAAUCCAAGGCAGAAUGUUGUGUGGAGUUUCUACUGUCGUGAAGAAGAUAUAGGAGACCUUAUAAGAAGCCUUAAUCGUCGAGGCAUCCGGGAGAGUGAAUUGCGGCAGAAUCUAAUACACGAACAGCCAUAUAUUGUGGAGAAUUUUCCUCGCUGCCCUACACACAAGUUGAAUCCUUCAUAUGUGGAUGUAAAUGAAGCACUGGCCCAAAGGAAACCUGUCAGAAAUGUUACAAAAUAUGAUGACACAAAUCUUAGCUUUCCGCCUGGAACACCUAUAAUUGAAAUUUUUGAACUUUAUGUCAGAGACUGCAUUCUGGAACUAGAGGAAAAGAUUCAUCUUGGUGGUCUGGGAGCAUUGAAGGUACCACGUCAAGAGUGGAGAACAGCACUUCUUGAAAGAAAAUAUGACAACAUACCAAGAGCAGGAGAUAGAAAUAAAGUGUGGAAUGACAAAAGAAAUGAUCAGAUCAGUAAUACUCCAGUUGAGAAAAUCAUUAAAUAUGAAGUUCCAGACAGCCGAUCAACAACACCUGAUUCUGAACUGAGUUAUAAAGAUCCAGGACGAAUGCUCGGUAAUGACCCAUCUCUGAACCAGCAAGAGAGUGUCGCUGAGCACCCUGCUGUCAAGAGGUUGGCUACUGCAAUUUUGCAGCUCGCCCAUUGUGUGGAUAGGAGAUAUCUUCAGAAACCACUUGUUGAGGAAGCCAAUAGUGAAAACUCAUCUCUAAUAGAUCGAUGGGAAGUGUCCUUGAUGGCAUCGUCCAGUUUCUCACAGCUGUAUAUUCAUCUAUUGACCUUAGACAAUAGUAUUCAGUGGUCAAAAUCGCUUCUGAAUGCUGUGUGCCGUGUAUGCAGACGAAGACGAGAUGCAGAAAACAUGUUGCUUUGUGACGGAUGCAACAAAGGCUACCACUUGUAUUGUCUGAAACCAAAACUUGAAUGUGUCCCAAAAGGUGAUUGGUUUUGCCCAGCCUGCAAACCGCCAACAAAGGUUCACGUAAAGAAAUCACGACGCCUUUUCUCAGAUCUCUCAGAUGAGGACGAGCCAAGCAAAAAAGAAGAACCCUGUGAUUUGGUGCAUGAUGAAGUUUGCAAUGAGUGUGGGGAAGAUGGUGAGGAGUUAAUUCCAUGUAGCACAUGCCCUCAUGUGUAUCAUUUAGACUGUUGCAGUCCACCUUUGAAGUACCCACCAAGAGGCAAGUGGAACUGUUCAUUGUGCAAAAGUGGAAAGGAACUGAGAGUUCUUAGAGAUGGAGCUAUGCCAGUACAGCCUCAAGUGCCAAUAAGGCAACGGCGCUGCUGUGCCACUGCAGCUGUGGCUAAGAUCUCAAGGUUUGCCCGACGAUUACGGAGCGAUUCCUGGGAUGAUGAAGACAGCACGCACAGUGAAGACACAUUACCCUCGCGUCGGAGUGGCAGACAUUCCCUUAAAGCUAAUCCAGACCUGCCACUCAAUUAUCCUGUAUUGGACAAGUUAAUAAAGAACAUGAUAAAUCAUAAAGAAGCAUGGCCAUUCAGAUUGCCAGUGAGCAAAACAGAGGUUCCUGAUUAUCAUACCAUAAUUAAGAAACCUAUGGAUUUAGGCUUGAUAAAGCAGAAUCUUGAAAAUAUGGUGUAUAAAAAUGAUAGAGAGUUCAUAAAAGAUGUUCUUUUAGUUUUUGAAAACUGUGAAAUGUACAAUCAGGUAGAUGCUCCAGAGUACAAGGCAGGACUUCGGUUGAACCAGUAUUUUGAAAAACAGUGUGAAGAAUUUGGUCUUCAGGUGAAAGAGGAUGAAAUCCAGCCUAGGACCAAAAGACCUAGAUUAAGUUUUUAGGAAUAUUUAUUUAUUAACAGAAGUUGAUCUUAUAUGUACAUUGUACCUUUUUUUAAAAAAACAAACUAUAGUAGAAGACUCUUAAGAGCUAUGCACAGAACCUUUUGUAAAACAUAUACAAGGUGUAAAAAAUUAUUCAAUAAAAUGCUCUAAAUCAUG